GUUACAAGUGCAACCCAGACCAGUUCAGAUUUACCCAAGAGCAAACAUUUACCACAAGCUUCUAGUCCACAGUGUAUAACAAGUCAUGAAUCAAAGAUUUCUAAUUUAAACCAAAGAAACGAAUCUCCUGUUAGCCAUGAAGAUGAUGAAGAAGUCCUAACCAUGUUUGGUAGAAAUAAAUUAGACAGACCUUCAGAAAGUGAUUCAACUUCUCAAUGUUUAGAGGAUGUUUCCGAUGAUAAAUUAGGAGAUGAAGAAGAACACGGGUCACCUUGUACCGCUGGGGGUCUCCAUAUGCCAAACUCUAAAUCAAUAAAUAAAUUUUCAAAGCGUGUUCGGCGAUUAAGGCACCAUAGUCAGUGUAAUCCCGAACUCGAUAAAAUGGAAAUUUCUACCGGCAGCAGUCCAGGAAAUAGUAUUUCUUUUCCCAGCAGUACAACUGUGAGGCGUGCGGUGUCAUGUCCUGAGAUGAAAAAAAGUCCUGUUAAUCCAACAAAAGACAAUAUUAGUAGACCAUUAGAUGAAACUGAUGAAGAAAAUUCUGAGGAAAAACUUGAAGGUGAUUUCGAAAAUGUUAAUGGAUUGAACUUACCUGAAAUCAGGCUUCGUGAAAACCUGAAUUCUUGUGCAACGCAAACUGAAAAUUUCUGGCCGUAUGAGCAUUUGUUCCUGGGUGUUUUCCCAUCUUUAGAGAAUAAUGAAAUCAAAAGUAGUUCAGAUUCGAGUCCAGCGCCAUUUACCGUUUCUGAUGACCGAAUACUUCCUUCUUCUAUUUAUGAUAUUUUAGAUAGGUGAGUUU
This is a messenger RNA of Leptinotarsa decemlineata (Colorado potato beetle), 799 nucleotides long. It is a transcript of the gene Tsc1, whose product is annotated as tuberous sclerosis 1 protein hamartin. Gene Ontology annotation, cellular component: TSC1-TSC2 complex. Gene Ontology annotation, biological process: negative regulation of TOR signaling; regulation of cell cycle; negative regulation of cell population proliferation. The record is from RefSeq and is a predicted model, not a curated record. Lineage: Eukaryota; Metazoa; Arthropoda; Insecta; Coleoptera; Chrysomelidae.